AGACGCGCUGAUAUCACGCAGUUGCGUAAUUUGAAUAGGAGAGAAUGAGCGUUUGACAGCUGCUCGUACAGAUUGUUUCGAAACAGAAUAAUACAUAUGCUAAAUUUAUUUGUCAAAGAUUUCGGAUAGAUAGACUGUAUCGCUUUUAUGGCCGCUGCCGUGAGGAAUAAUGUUUGGGUUGCUCCGGGGCAGCAGGACGCGCAGUUCCACCACACACCCACCGCACCACUGCCAGCUGACGGUCGGAGAGGUGAAGAUCAUGGACAAGAGCUCUGUAACACGAGGGAUGCUAUCCCGGGAACGUCGUCCUUUCAGGAUUAUAAUUUGGGUAAAUCAGAGAUGGACAGCUACUUGUGUCCACAGGAUACAGUAAAUUCCAAAACGUUGUGUAGAGACAGCGUUAUCGCACUGGAGCCAUCUUUCAGCGAAGACUUUGCAUCCCCUUAUAGUGUCAACAUGAACUUGUUCCUUCCUGAAGUCACAUACCUGCAUCCUGGCCUCUGCAGGGCAAUGAAACCCAUCAAAACAGAGUCUUCGCACCCCCUGAUCCCUCCCACCUGCCAAGGUAAUGGAGUACCAACAACUCUCCCAGAAUACCCAGGCGUUUUUAGAGCAGCUGACAGUGCUAGCAGUGGUUUUAUCAUAAAACAGGAAGCGCCAGAUUUCCAGGACGUUCCCCUGUUUCAACUUUUGAACUCUGAUUUGGAGCAGCUUGCUCAUGGAUCUCAGAUGAACUCCAUCUCCAUAGCUCCAUUAAGUCUUCCACUGGGGAAUGCAUUGCAGAAUUCUCCCACACCUCCAAACAGCCUGCAGAAUGAAUGUUUUCAUUUUACUCACCACUUAGGUCAUCAGCUCAGAUCCACCUGUUUCCCACCAUCUCCACCAAACUCUGAGCCCCCAAGUCCAGACAGGGGCAAAGAGCUCCUUCACAAUCUCUCCCCGCCUCCCUCCUAUGAAGCCAGCAUUGCCUCUAAGUUAACUUUUCAGGCCCCCAGUUCCAUUGAUCCUGGACAGACUUACAACAUGGCACCAAGCGCAAAUCAAGACCAAAAUUACACUGCUGGAUUUGUCAAAAGCCCAAGUGCUGGACCAGUCCAGCAUACAAGUAUGACAACAGGUAUUGGCCCAUUGUCCCCAGUGUUGGCCCAGUCGGCUCCGGCUAAGUACAAUCGGAGGACUAAUCCUGAUCUGGAAAGACGGAGGAUUCACCACUGUGAUAUGCCAGGCUGCAAGAAAGUGUACACAAAGUCCUCUCAUUUAAAAGCCCAUCUGCGGACUCACACAGGUGAGAAGCCGUACCAGUGCUCCUGGGAGGGAUGUGAAUGGCGCUUUGCUCGUUCUGAUGAGCUGACACGCCAUUUCAGGAAACACACUGGGUCAAAGCCUUUCCAGUGUGGAGUGUGCAGCCGCUGUUUCUCCCGCUCCGACCACCUGGCCCUACACAUGAAGAGGCACCAGAGCUAGAAAUGCUCCCCUCCCUAAAACAUAUCAAGUCAGUCUUUUUGUUGUUGAGUGCACAUGGACAGAAUUAUGGCACUAAUUAAAAACGAUGGUGUAGUCCGCUUAUCCUCAAGUGGAGACACACUGAGGGGCACUCGUCCACCACUAAUAGUCUCUUAUAAAGUAAAAAUAUUAAAUUAUUAUUGUUGCCUUAUUUAAUUUCCACACAAAUGCCUCAUUAUUUGGGGGUAUUUGUAAAUGUUUCAGUCAAAAACCACCAGCCAUGAAUUUCAUACAUAGGUUUUUGAUUGUAAAGAUCACGUCAUACAAACAUUUAUUUGAUAUACUUAAACAGCAAAGUCUAUGUAUGCUACGGACUGGAAGGAAAAGUAUGUUUUUUAGCUAUAGCAGGUCAAAUUGUGCAAGUGUAAUGUAGAGAGUAACGGCAGUUAGUAAAAGUUGUGUGUGAACAAGUCGUGGUCGUAGAUUUCCUGCCAGCAGGUGUUAUGAAUAUUGAAUCAGUGCUGUUUGAGAGCCAUGCGGUGAGCACAGUGCCCACAGCAUGACUUUAACACUGCCAGAUUUAUGGGAUACUUUGCUACAAGGGAAUCUUACUCCAAAGAAGAUCUAUUUUUAUUCAUCUCACUGAAAUAAAAGGAAUAGGUUGGGUAUGAGAUGUUAAUGGUGAUCAUUUGGACAGCACAAUGAAUGUCCUACCCGUUCCGCUACAUUUGUAAUUUCCAGUCAUCGCAGAGAGUGCAGGACAUAAAUCUAAAUGGUGCAUUUUUAUUUUUAUUUUACAUUUUGUACAAAAAGGCUUAACUUAUUGAUUUUUUUCCCCUCUUUUCAUGUUAACUGCAGCUUCCCAGCAAUAUUGCAACAAGUCUUCAGGUAUUAUUUAAAACGUUGAAAACUUCUUUUUAUUGUCAUGAAUCAAUAAACACAGAUUUGCAAAACUUUUUUUUUUUAUGGUUGCUGAUGACGAUUAAGAUCUCAGAUUUUUUUGCAUUAAAAUUAGUGGAUUUUUUUUUACAACUUUCCACAUGUGCCUUCUACUGCUUUCCUGGAUGGGGGGGGGGGUAAAAGCUCAAGUGGGACAGGUACUCUACUCCAAUGUAGGCUCUUCCUCUUUGGCUUCUGUUUGUCUGCUCUUUAUUUGUCUGUUUGUCACCAAUAUUGCAACAACUACUUAAUACACAGGGAGAAAAGUAGAUAACUUCCUAGAUUUGAAUAGCUUUUUUUGUUAAGUUGCAACAUAGGGCAUUGGCCAAUCUCUUUACCAUGACCAAAUUUUAGAAUUUGAAUAUGGUUGAACAAAAUUAAUUUUUAAAGUUUCUUUCAUUUUAAGAUGUAUAUAUUUUGUUACUACUAUUUAAUAAUAAAAUCAAUUUAUUGUUUUUGGGUGCAAAAAGAUUUCAAUUAAUUUUUAUUUUUUUUCAUUUGAAUAAUUUUCUUUGGCAGAGGCCACAAAGAUUAAACUGUUAAUGUAGCAGAAUACAGUAUCACUUUAUCCAGCAAAGAAAACAGCUCAGUGGAUUAAAUGUCAGUAUAUAUACACACAUAUUGCAAUAUUUUGUGUCAAAGUGAAACAAACAUGUAACCAAAACUGAUUAAAUGUUAAAUUGACCCAUAUGACCCUCAAAGUGCAAAUAAAAGUGUUUGUGUUUGUUUUUA
Melanotaenia boesemani (Boeseman's rainbowfish) is the source of this 3114-nucleotide messenger RNA. RefSeq names its product Kruppel-like factor 5b (gene klf5b). Gene Ontology annotation, biological process: regulation of transcription by RNA polymerase II. The record is from RefSeq and is a predicted model, not a curated record. The transcript has 4 exons. The coding region runs from base 148 to 1464 and encodes 438 amino acids. Lineage: Eukaryota; Metazoa; Chordata; Actinopteri; Atheriniformes; Melanotaeniidae. Gene Ontology annotation, molecular function: RNA polymerase II cis-regulatory region sequence-specific DNA binding; DNA-binding transcription factor activity, RNA polymerase II-specific.